GGAUCCCUGCCCGGAACCUGAGCCCGAGGGGUGCGGUACCCGGCGCUCCGACUCUUUCCUCGGGUCCUGGGGCCGCCCUCCUCCCCCCCGGAUUAUCGGAGCCCCCUGUCCCUUCCCUGGAGUGAGGCCUUGGCCGGCCCGGGCUCCCCGGUGUCCCCGCAGACGCCCCCGCCAUGGGCAACACGAGCAGCGAGCGCGCCGCGCUGGAGCGACAGGGCGGCCAUAAGGCGCCCCGAAGGGACAGCUCGGGGGGCUCCAAGGAUGGGGACAGGCCCAAGAUCCUGAUGGACAGCCCCGAGGACGCCGACCUCUUCCACUCCGAGGAAAUCAAGGCUCCGGAGAAAGAGGAAUUCCUGGCCUGGCAGCACGAUCUGGAAGUGAAUGAUAAAGCUUCUGCCCAGGCUCGGCCAACUGUCUUCCGAUGGACAGGGGGCGGAAAGGAAGUGUACUUAUCUGGGUCCUUCAACAACUGGAGUAAACUUCCGCUCACAAGAAGCCAUAACAACUUUGUCGCCAUCCUGGACCUGCCAGAAGGAGAGCAUCAGUACAAGUUCUUUGUGGAUGGUCAGUGGACACAUGACCCUUCCGAGCCAAUAGUAACCAGCCAGCUUGGCACAGUUAACAACAUCAUUCAAGUGAAGAAAACUGACUUUGAAGUAUUUGAUGCUUUAAUGGUGGAUUCCCAAAAGUGCUCCGAUGUGUCUGAGCUGUCCAGUUCCCCGCCAGGACCCUAUCACCAGGAGCCCUACGUCUCAAAACCAGAGGAGCGGUUCAAAGCGCCACCCAUUCUCCCCCCACAUCUGCUCCAGGUCAUCCUGAACAAGGACACAGGCAUCUCUUGUGAUCCGGCCUUGCUCCCCGAGCCCAACCACGUCAUGUUGAACCACCUCUAUGCACUUUCUAUCAAGGAUGGAGUGAUGGUGCUCAGCGCGACGCACCGGUACAAGAAGAAGUACGUGACCACCCUGCUGUACAAGCCUAUAUGAGGAGCGGGGGCCGGGGGCCCGGCGGCGCUGCCCUGCAGGCUGCGCGCUCCCCACCGAGGGAGCAGACUCACUUUCCCUUUUCACGCUGACAUUUCACACCUGCCCUGUCCUGCCUGGAGGUCCGCUCCGGGUACAGCAGCUCCCAAAGCGCCUCGGGCGGUGCCAGUCUCAACACCCAGUGGCGGGAACUUCCAGGAGUGAUGGACAGAAGGCCCGCGGCCCCACCACAGGGCACGAGAACUGCGGUGUAAACACACACCCGCCGAACUGGUCACGGAGGUUUUUCUUAAGCCAAAAAUAAACACUAGCCACUUUGGCAGCAUAAAUCUGGGGAGCAGGAACCAAGGCCACAUGCAAUUUCUAAUUGUAUGUGCGUUUUUAAGGCCACCGACUUGUCCCUGUUGAGGCCUGGCUCUGGUGCUAACAACAGGUACAAUGUUGGUGUCGCCCGUCCUCCAAAAUCAAAGCAAUUCUGUCUCCCGUUCUCUGCUCCAGAGGUGUAAUUUCUAUAGAAAUUAGAACCUCCCUAAUUUCAGGUGAAGUUUUACAAUUGUUAUUUACACUUACAUGCACUAAGUUUUGUUGGUUUUUUUGUUUAUUUUUUUGUUUUUUAACCAGAAGUGGCUGACUAUACAGCCUUCGGGCCAUUUUCUAGUCACCCAGCUAGAAUGUAGAUCGUGUGAACAAACCAUGCUCAGCAAUAAUCUGUUCUCAAAACAGACUUUGAAAACCGCUGCCGGAUUUCUCCAUUAAGCUGGACAAUCUGAGGACUGACUGCUGUUAGCGGGAGGGUUGUCCAGCUUUCUGUUCUCAUCGGAAUGAGGUGACAGUGUUACCAUGGAAACUUGGGAGAAACACCCUACCCUAGCCUAUGCCACCUUGCUCAGGACUUCUGUCCCCACCCCUCAGAAGGCUGUCGCAGUUACUGUUGCUUAUUCUGGACGGAACUGAGAACUCAACAGCAGCCUUCUCAGUUCGUGUCGGGAGGACCUUUGGACCAAAGUGGACCUCUUUACGCUCGGCUUGGUUUCCAGGGAGGUGCCGCAGAUGUUCUCAGUAGCGCAGGUUCUUAUCCCCAGAUCAGCAGAAGCUGUCGUUACGCCCUGUGUUCCUGCUGGGAGACGGAGGAACGAGCUCCCUGGCUUCCAGCACUUGUUCGGUAAACCGAGUCCAGGACACCCUUUUUUGUUACUGUUUUCGAAACACUGAGUUGUCAUCACCUUGACGUACAGGUUUCAAUAAAGUUUUGUAAAGAUAACAGACA
Messenger RNA from Miniopterus natalensis, 2250 nucleotides. RefSeq names its product protein kinase AMP-activated non-catalytic subunit beta 1 (gene PRKAB1). NCBI's taxonomy places the organism in Eukaryota, Metazoa, Chordata, Mammalia, Chiroptera, Miniopteridae. Gene Ontology annotation, cellular component: nucleus; cytoplasm; nucleotide-activated protein kinase complex. Gene Ontology annotation, biological process: signal transduction. Gene Ontology annotation, molecular function: protein kinase binding. The record is from RefSeq and is a predicted model, not a curated record.